CUCCUACAACAGUCCUAGCCUCGGCCCUUGCGAUGGUGACAGCACGGUAGGAACACCGCAACAACUGCAAAACUCACAACUGCAGCAGCAGCAGUAGUGGUUGCACUAAUCAAUGACAGCGACAGCGAGGUCCUCGACCGUGGCACUUGGUCGAACCCGACACCGCCUCUUUGCGACAAUAUCAUUAGUCGACUCGAGUAUUGCACCUUCACUCUAAGACUGUCUGCUAAAGAAUAUUAACCUAUAUAUCGCCUAGGGUGUUCGAGUGACACUUCUGCUUUGUACAGUCUACUUCAGCACGGUAUUUUAGUCUAGCUUGCGUCAUUCCAGCCUUGACGAAAACAAUCCCGAUACUCCACGGUACUUUUGUACCCGGUCAACAGCCACUGGAGAAUAGUCCAUGGGGACUCCAAAUUUCGUGGCGAUCAGACAAUGGCUACGAUGCGAAGGGUUCAAAUCCACCACUAUCAACCGACCCUUGAUCACACGGGAUAUGGCUGUGAGUUUACACAUGAUCCGACUCUGGACCAGCAAGAGCCCAGACAUGGUCCAAUAUCCAGGAUUCUGCUGAACUACUGCCCCCGUCGCCUCGCUCCAAUGUUUUCCCGGUCGCGAAAAGACCCUUAAACCGAGGAGGGCCCGCUUGAAACUGGAGCUCGAUACCCGCUCGAAAGCAUGUUCGCCUCUUUCUCAUGAGCAGAUUGGCCCAGUGUUAUGGAUACUCUCGAAAAUGCAUUUAUAUAGCCCGUUUGGUACACGCACGCACGGAAUGGCAGUCUACUUAGAGGUUAUGGUGCAAUCAGGUUUGUCUUUGGUGUGAUGGUAAGAAUUGAAUAUGUAUAAGGUCGGUCUCAAAACCCGUCAGAAUUACCAUGAUCACCCCUGUGCAUUAUUUUCGAACCUGGGGGCUGCAAAUCUCAUAGAUACGUUCCCGUCACAGUCCUGUUUGAAGAUUCCAAUCCGGAGAUCAAGAUGUCGGAGAAGCAGAAACGUGGCUGGAAGCCGUUCGGAUGGUGGUUCAAGGCCACAGAUACUCCCGACGAACGGAGGCUUCUCACAAAGCUUGAUCUGUUGAUUGUACCAUAUGCUGUAUUGGCAUACUGGACGAUGUUUUUCGAUCAAGCCAACCUAAACAAUGCAUAUGUGUCAGGAUUGAAAGAAGACCUGGGGUUCUACGGCAAUGAAUUAGUCCAACUACAGACUCUUUACAAUCUUGGGGCCACACUGGGCCAAAUCCCUUUCGCGUACAUUUUCACGAGAGUGCCCAUGUCCUGGGUCAUCCCAUUCCUGAACGUCGCCUGGGGGAUAUUUACGCUUACUCAAUAUCGCAUAACGAGCUACGCGGAGUUGGCGGCUUACCGGUUCCUGGUCGGUGUAUUUGAGGCCGUCUAUUUCCCUGCAGUUCAUUACGUGCUAGGAGCUUGGUACCGAGGCACCGAGAUUGGGCGUCGUGGUGGCAUGUUUUACUGUGGCCUUCCCACCGGUAUCUUGACUGCCAGUUUCAUUCAGUCCGCGGCCUCUGCCAGCUUGGACGGACGCGCCGGCCUGGCAGGCUGGAGAUGGAUGUUUAUCAUCUGCGGUGUUCUGACCAUUCCAAUCGGUAUCCUCGGUUAUUUUGUCCUCCCUGGCACUCCGGACAAGCCCAACAGGAUUGUACUGAAUGACAAGGACCUCGAGGUUUCCAAGGCUCGCCUUGCCCGCGACAACCAUGGAAUUGAUCAGACAUUCAAGUGGUCCAACCUGAAAAAGGCUUACCGCAACAAAAAGAUCUGGGGGUUCAUCAUCCUCGAUGUUCUCUUUUGGCAGGCCGGUCUCAUGGUCACAUCUGGUGCCUUCUUGUUGUGGCUCAAGAGCCUCGAUCGAUACUCGGACAGCAAACUGAAUGCGCUGGGUGCCAUACCUUCAGCUGUUGGAAUCUUUUCUGUCUUGUUGAUCUGCUUUUCGUCAGACUUGUUCUUAGGUCCAGUCUGGGCUAUCACGGUAUCUCACACUUGGAACAUCGUCGGCACCAUCAUCAUGGUCGUCUGGGAUGUCAAGGAGGGGGCACUGUGGUUUUCGUUUUGUACCGUCUACUUUGCGAUUGCCAUGUCAAGUGCUCUCUACGGCUGGGUCAAUACCGAGCUCAGGGCUAAUGCGGUUGAACGAUCCAUCACACUCAUCACCAUCAACAUCAUCGCUCAGUCGACUACAGCAUGGACUCCCCUGCUCGUUCAGAAGACGGUCGAUGCGCCACGCUUCAAGAUUGGGUAUUCUUUUGUCUUGGGUUGCUCAAUAUGCUUGAUCUUGUGGUCGCAUGUGCUGAACACGGUGUUCAAGCGAGACGAGCGCAAGAGGUUGGCGCGCGAAGGACUCGAACAUGGUGCGGUUGAGCUCGUCAAUUCAGACACAGAGCCGGAGCAAAUUCAAGUGCACCAGCACGGUCCAGAAAAGAUCGCGUAAUGCGCCCGAAUCGCCCACAAUCACGGUACGGUAUUGGGAAGGACUAAGUCCUGAACCACCCCCUUUUUGUUCGUCACCUGCCGAGUACCCAUCGUUAUAGAAUGUAUAGAAGCUGGGGGAGGCCCAACCACGUCUAGCACAGCCCUUCGUCACCGGGGAUAGAUUGCUGGGUCUUUCGCUGCCUGGAGGGAGCUAUAUUUCAAUAUGAAGGAAUGGAGUCGUGGGAUAGAAAACAGAGGGCAAGUUUGUUAGAUAGAACACUAGUCCUUGUUGAAAGAAGCCGAUGAUCGAGUCACUGUAGGAAACUUGAACACCUGUAACGUGUUACGAACUCUGGAGCACUGCAAA
Molecule: messenger RNA, 2787 nt
Organism: Exophiala dermatitidis NIH/UT8656
Lineage: Eukaryota; Fungi; Ascomycota; Eurotiomycetes; Chaetothyriales; Herpotrichiellaceae
Product: MFS transporter, ACS family, allantoate permease
Exons: 4
Coding region: 973-2439 (488 amino acids)
Biological process (GO): transmembrane transport
Cellular component (GO): membrane
Molecular function (GO): transmembrane transporter activity
Source: RefSeq, a predicted model, not a curated record